This is a messenger RNA of Solanum stenotomum, 1233 nucleotides long. Its product is annotated as F-box/LRR-repeat protein 25-like. The record is from RefSeq and is a predicted model, not a curated record. Lineage: Eukaryota; Viridiplantae; Streptophyta; Magnoliopsida; Solanales; Solanaceae. The transcript has a single exon. Gene Ontology annotation, molecular function: protein binding. Bases 1 to 1233 code for a protein of 410 amino acids.
AUGGAUCAAAUCUCUCAACUACCUGACCCUAUUUUGCUGCACAUACUAUUCUUCCUACCUGCGAAAGAUGCAGCUCAAACUAGUGUGCUCUCCAAGACAUGGCUGAAAGUCUGGAAUUCGCUUCCUCUAUUUACAUUUGAUUUCGGUCAAAACCUUUCCUUAUGGAAACUCCUGUCUACAGAAAAAGAGGAAUCGGAACAAGCUGAUGUAAGAGAUGCUUUUCUAAAUAUUAUAGAUGGCUCAUUGGUAAAUCUCCGCGUCCAAAAAGCAAUAAUAGAGAAAUUCAGGCUUUUUCUUAAACUGUCAUAUCUAAGAAAUGUGUCUUGCAUCGAUGAAUGGAUAAGAUUGGCUACCAAUAACUGCAUCAAAGAGUUAGAUGUUCAUAUUAAGCGCCAGUAUGGAGAAGACUGGUACAGUUUGCCAGGUACAACAUUUACAGCUAAAUCACUGAUUAUUCUGAGAUUGGGAGGUUUUAAGCUAGACUUCCCUCUAAUUGUUGAUCAUAUGAAGCUUACUAAAUUGAGAGAGCUAUCUCUAACUGAUGUUCUGUUGGAAGAACAGACGAUCUUGGAAAUUUGUUCUGCUUGUCCAGCGGUAGAAGAUCUACGUCUCAUCAGGUGUGAAGGAGUGAAAGAUCUAUUGAUAUCUGAUCUCCCCAGACUUAUAAAGCUUGCAAUACAUCAAGCAAAUGAAAUAACUUGGGAAUAUAGAAGUAUCCGGAUUCAAGCUGUUAAUCUUCAAAGUCUAGAAUACAGAGGAUGUAACAGCGAGUUAAAGUUUGACGUGACUACUUUCAAGCUUCUGAAAGAAUUGAGCAUAACAUUUGAGCUGAUUACAGAUCUGGUGGUAGAAAAUCUUGUUUCUGAAUUGCCCCUUCUUGAGAAAUUAGAAUUGAACUUUUGUUUCAAGUUGGUGAUGCUUAAAUUUUCGAGUUGUAUGCUUAGACAGUUAACAUUCCGUUCUGGCAAGAGUCUAAAGGAAAUUGUGAUCGACGCUCCAAACCUGAUCCGUUUUGAAUAUGGUGCUCGUAAAUUGCCUGACAUAUUCUCUAUGACAACAUCUUCUCUGCAGGAAUGUUAUCUCAAAUUAAUGCCCAGUGAUCAUCUAAGCACGAGUUGGUUUCAAAAAUUGAAGGGAUAUCUAUCUAGAUUCAAACAACUAAAUUUACUUGUUCUGUUUAUAGAUUCAAUGACUGUAAGUCUGAAUUCCAUUUUCACUUUAUUAUUUUGUUAA